Molecule: messenger RNA, 1025 nt
Organism: Fusarium redolens
Lineage: Eukaryota; Fungi; Ascomycota; Sordariomycetes; Hypocreales; Nectriaceae
Exons: 3
Coding region: 84-1025 (313 amino acids)
Cellular component (GO): cytoplasm
Molecular function (GO): oxidoreductase activity, acting on the CH-OH group of donors, NAD or NADP as acceptor
Source: RefSeq, a predicted model, not a curated record
AAGAUAAAUACCAGGGCCUUGACGAGGCGAGGUUACUUUUUGCUUCGUUUGCCUUAGGUGACUUACUCAUCGCCACGCUAAUCAUGUCUUACUCUGUCAAGGAUCGGUUUGCCAUUGUUACUGGUGGUGGCUCUGGUAUUGGCCAUGCACUUGUUCGACUACUCCUCGAUGCAGGGUGUUCCGUCGCUGUAGCAGACGUACGCCUUCGUCCUGAAGCCGAAGAAACGAUCAAAGAAUUCUCUCAUCCUCCCUCCGAUGGUAAACCAUCUGCCAUCUUCUGUCAAACCGACAUCUCCGACUGGGCACAAAUCUCAGCACUAUGGAAGAUUGCUCUCGAGAAAUUCGGCCGCAUUGAUAUCGUGGUGAACAGUGCAGGAGUAUAUGAGCCACCAUCAAGUUCCUUCUGGAACCCUCCUGGCAUUUCGCCUCUUGCAGAGGACCCUGAGGAUGCACAGGUUGGCCAGUACAAAACUUUCGCCAUCAAUACCAUUGGGCCAAUUAGACUGGCGCAGAUUGCGAUUGACUACUGGCAGCAACAUCCAGAGGUUCAAGGUAAUAUGUUGUUUGUUGCUAGUAUGGGUGGUUACAUGCAUUCUAUGCAGACGCCUUUGUACUUUGCAAGCAAGGCUGCUCUUGUAAGCAUGGUCAAGUCUCUCAGUGGACUGAAGAGGGCACUUGGUGUCCGCAACGCAGCCAUCUGCCCUGGCCCGGCUCACACACCAAUCUUCGAGCAAGAAUACUGCCGCGACAGACUCCAACGCGGCGAUGUGGCAUUGGAACCAGAACAUGUUGCUGAGUUGACCCUCAAGGUGCUCCAAGAGUCUCAGUAUGGGGACGGAAACAUCGUUGAGAUUAUGAUGAUCGGUUCAAAGGAAGAGCAGUCUGUCCAUGUCCGUGAAGUCAGCUUAGAAGCUUUAUACCCUACCGUAGGUCCUUUGGAUAUGGGAACCCGAGCCAUGGCGGAGGAGUUGAAGUUCUUUGAGACAGUGAAGGAGAAGGGCAUGCGUUCUUCAUGUCAGAUAUAA